Leptosomus discolor (cuckoo roller) is the source of this 1755-nucleotide messenger RNA. The record is from RefSeq and is a predicted model, not a curated record. NCBI's taxonomy places the organism in Eukaryota, Metazoa, Chordata, Aves, Leptosomiformes, Leptosomidae.
AUACGCAAUCAGGGAGAGCAACAGCAUUGUAAAGAUAUUUAAAAACUUCAAAGAGAAGAAGUCAUUCAAACCUGAUUUUGGAGCAGAAGGCAUCUACGGCGGCUUCCUGUUGGGUGUCAGAUCUGUUAAUGGUUUGGCAUUCUAUGACUGGGAAAACACAGAACUGAUUCGCAGAAUUGAAAUUCAGCCCAAACAUAUUUUCUGGUCUGACUCGGGUGAGCUUGUCUGCAUCGCUACGGAAGAGUCAUUCUUCAUUCUGAAAUACCUAUCGGAAAAAGUUGCAGCAGCCCAAGAAACACAUGAAGGUGUCACUGAAGAUGGAAUUGAAGAUGCUUUUGAGGUUCUUGGUGAGAUUCAGGAGGUUGUGAAAACAGGCUUGUGGGUAGGCGACUGCUUCAUUUACACCAGUUCCGUGAACAGACUCAACUACUAUGUUGGAGGAGAAAUUGUCACUAUUGCCCAUUUAGACAGAACAAUGUAUCUUUUGGGGUAUAUCCCUAAGGACAACCGACUUUAUUUGGGUGAUAAAGAGCUAAACAUAGUUAGCUACUCUUUGCUGGUCUCAGUCCUUGAAUAUCAAACUGCUGUGAUGAGAAGAGAUUUCAGUAUGGCUGACAAAGUUCUUCCCACAAUUCCAAAAGAACAGAGAACCAGAGUUGCACAUUUUCUUGAAAAACAGGGUUUCAAACAACAAGCUCUUGCAGUAUCUACAGAUCCGGAGCAUCGUUUUGAACUUGCUCUUCAACUUGGAGAAUUAAAAAUAGCAUAUCAGCUUGCAGUAGAAGCAGAGUCAGAACAGAAAUGGAAGCAGCUUGCUGAGCUUGCCAUUAGUAAAUGCCAGUUUGGCUUAGCCCAGGAGUGUCUCCACCAUGCACAAGACUACGGAGGACUACUGCUCCUGGCUACAGCUUCAGGAAAUGCUAACAUGGUCAAUAAGUUAGCUGAAGGAGCAGAAAAAGAUGGCAAGAACAAUGUUGCAUUUAUGAGCUACUUCUUGCAAGGAAAGCUUGAUUCAUGUUUGGAACUCCUGAUUAAAACCGGGCGUCUUCCAGAAGCUGCUUUUCUUGCACGGACAUACUUGCCAAGCCAAGUUUCAAGGGUUGUUAAACUGUGGCGGGAGAGUCUCUCAAAAGUCAAUCAAAAAGCUGCUGAGUCCCUUGCUGAUCCUACAGAGUACGAAAAUCUUUUCCCUGGAUUAAAGGAAGCUUUUGUUGCUGAAGAGUAUGUUAAACAAAGUCUGGCUGACUUGCGGCCAGCCAGGGAAUACCCCCUUGUCACUCCAAACGAAGAAAGAAACUUACUUGAAGAAGUGAAAGGAUUUGAGCCUUCUGGAGUAAUGGCAUCUCAGAAAAAGGCUGAAGAACCAGUUCCAUCUCCUAAACAAGAAGUGAUGAAGACGGUUUUGCAGAAUUCUGAUCUACUUCCAACAAGAGAUCAAAAGACACUGCUGGACUUGGAAGAUGACUUAGAUAACUUGGAUCUGGAGGAUAUUGAUACCACAGAUAUCAAUCUGGAUGAAGAGAUCUUAGAUGAGUGAACAUACUUCUUCGAUGACUAAAUCAGUUACUCUAAACGAAGGAAUGAAGUUCUGUGGACUCUGGGCUCCAAUUUAAUUUGAUUUUUUUUUUUAUACUGUAAGUGGUCCAUGUACAUGUAGAAAGAAGGGUAGACCGAGCAACUGCACAAAAAGAAUCAGCUUCCAGUAUGUUGAAAUUCCAAGAUGUAGGCCUGAUCCAGUGCAUACUAAAAAAUGUU